This is a messenger RNA of Salvia miltiorrhiza (redroot sage), 1751 nucleotides long. Its product is annotated as aldehyde dehydrogenase family 3 member F1-like. Gene Ontology annotation, molecular function: aldehyde dehydrogenase (NAD+) activity. Gene Ontology annotation, cellular component: cytoplasm. Gene Ontology annotation, biological process: aldehyde metabolic process. The coding region runs from base 164 to 1621 and encodes 485 amino acids. The record is from RefSeq and is a predicted model, not a curated record. The transcript has 10 exons. NCBI's taxonomy places the organism in Eukaryota, Viridiplantae, Streptophyta, Magnoliopsida, Lamiales, Lamiaceae.
UAAGAUAAAGGUUGGGUUGUGUAUGUGGAAGAGAGAGAAAUGAAUAUUUUAAUUGAAGGUUGGGUUGAGGGAAAGUCACUGAUGGGGAUAGUCUUAUAUAUAUAAAGAGAGAACCACGUUGAGCAGCUAGUAUCAAAAUUAAAGAAUCGUUCAGUUGUGUAGGAUGAAUAUGAGAAGGGAUCUGGAAGUAGAGAUGAAGGAGUUGAGGUGGACGGUUAAGAGUGGGAUAACAAAGGAAGAAGGGUGGAGGAGAUCACAGCUUCAAAAUCUGCGUAAUAUGCUUGUUGAGAAAGAGGAUCACAUAUUCCAAGCACUUGAACAAGACUUGGGCAAGCAUCCAGUAGAGUCGUUUCGAGAUGAGGUGGGACCCUUGAUCAAAUCUGUAAAUUAUGCUCUGAAAGGAUUGAAGAAAUGGAUGGCAGGAAAGAAGGCUGAUUUGCCGUUUGCUGCAUUCCCAUCAAGUGCAAGAUUAGUCCCUGAGCCCCUUGGAGUUGUUCUCAUCAUAUCAUCUUGGAAUUUUCCUUUUGGGAUAUCGUUGGAGCCAAUGAUAGGAGCAAUUGCGGCAGGGAACGCAGUCGUUUUGAAACCAUCUGAGCUUGCAGCCGCAUCCUCUUCCACGUUAGCCACUUUGAUUCACACUUACCUCGACACCAAGGCUAUCAAGGUCAUUCAAGGCGGCAUCUCUGUUGGUCAGCAGCUUUUGCAACACAAAUGGGACAAGAUAUUUUUCACAGGUAGCGCGGCCGUGGCGCGUAUAGUGAUGACAGCAGCAGCCAAGAAUCUAACUCCUGUUGCGUUAGAAUUGGGAGGAAAGUGCCCUGCAGUUGUGGAUUCUCUUUCCUCUUCUUGGGAUAGAGAGAUGGCGUUAAAUCGCAUCAUUGCAGCGAAAUUCGGUACGUGUGCUGGACAAGCCUGUAUAGGCAUUGAUUACAUCCUUGUCGAGAAAAAGUUCUCGCACACUCUGGUAGAACUGCUCAAGGCAAAGAUUCAGAAAAUGUUUGGGGAAAAUCCAAAGGAAUCGAAAACAGUUGCAAGAAUAAUUAACAAAACUCAUUUUGGGCGUUUAAGCCGUCUUCUUAAUGAUUCAAUGGUCAAAGCUUGUGUUGUUCAUGGUGGAUCGCUGGAUGAAGAUAAUCUUUACAUAGAACCAACAUUACUGUUAGAUCCUCCACUUGAAGCUGAAAUCAUGACGGAAGAAGUCUUUGGUCCAUUGCUUCCCAUAAUCACUCUAGAGAAAAUUGAAGACAGCAUUGAAUUUAUUAGUGCGAGGCCUAGAGGACUGACCAUAUACGCAUUCACAAAUAAUGAAAACAUGAAGAAAAAACUAUUGUCCCAAACAUCUUCAGGAAGCGUUGUGUUUAAUGACGCCAUCAUUCAAUAUGUUGGAGAUUGUAUUCCUUUUGGAGGAGUUGGAGAGAGUGGAUUCGGCAGAUAUCACGGAAAAUAUUCAUUUGAUAUGUUUUCUCAUGAGAAGGCCAUUAUAAAAAGAAGCUUCUUAAUAGAUUUUUGGUUCAGAUAUCCUCCAUGGAAUGAGCAAAAGCUACAACUCUUUAGAUUUGCCUAUAGAUUUGAUUAUUUCGGAAUUCUUCUAAUCAUUUUGGGCUUCAAAAGAUCAAAAUAGCUCCCAUUUUGAGCAAUUCGCUCUAAAUUGUGAACUAUUUUUUAUUUUCUUUUAAUUUGUAUAAUUGAUUUGAAUAAGGCAAAAUUAAGCUACAAUUGAUAAUAAAGACGCAAAGGACACAUUAGUCACA